Messenger RNA from Paramecium pentaurelia, 1748 nucleotides. The record is from the annotation of a GenBank genome assembly. NCBI's taxonomy places the organism in Eukaryota, Ciliophora, Oligohymenophorea, Peniculida, Parameciidae.
AUGAACAACGAAUUUGUUAAAACUUGCUCAAUUACAUAAAAUAAAGAAGAAUUUAUUUGUAUGAAUGAACAAUGCUGUAAUUCUAAUAGAAAAUAACUUCAUUGUUAUGAAUGCAUAACCAAAAUUCAUCGACAAAACAAUAAUAAUUUUGUUAAUCAUCUUGAUGAUUUUAAGAAAAUUAGUUUGAUAAUGUAAGAAGUUGAUAAGAAGAAAAAAGAUAGAAUUACUUUCUUAAAUCAAAUAGUUACUUAACUUAAUGAUUUUAAGAAAGAGAAGUUUUAAAUAAUUGAAGGUUAUUAAAAUAAUUCCAAAGAAUUUUUAGAAUAAGUUAAAUCUUAUGUGGAAAAGGAGAUUGAUUAAUUAGUUUAAAAAUUGUAUGAAUAAAUAAUGGAAAUGAAUAAAUUUACAGAAUAUUAAUAGUAACAUCAUGUGCAAAUACUUAAACUGUAUUAAUAGACUAUAAAUUAAUAUAUGGAAGAUAUUAUACAAAAAAAAAGUUAACUCUAAGUUAAAAUCAACAAUUACAUUAAAAAGAUGGACUUGGAUUUACAUCAAUAAAUAGCUAAGUAUAAAAAAUUCUAUUUUCUAGAUAUCUUUAAAAACAAUAAAUUUUGGAAUAAUAAAUGUAAUAAUUGAUAAAAUAACCAAGUAUAACAAAUUCAUUUCUAUUCAAAUCUACAGUAGUUUUAAUCUUAUUAAUAAUUGGAUUAAAUCCUAUCAUUAUGUUUUAAGAUUUUAAUGGAAGAAGUGAAUUACAUUAAAAAAUGGAUGAAUUUCAAAUUCUUAUUAAAGAAUUAUAAGGAUAAAAAGAAGAUACUAUAUGUUAGGAAUUGAAUUAAAAUAUAUAAUAAUAAAUGAAUAAAAUUAAGGAUCAAAUAGAUGUAAUAAAUUAAAAAAUGAAUAAUACUGAAACACCUUACAAUCAAUUUAAGAAUUAUUUUAGUAAUAAAUUAAAAUAAUAUAAUGAAACUUUAUAUAAUACAAUAUCUGAUAGAUUAAAUAAUUAAAAAGAGAAUUUCUAACAAAUAAAAUAAUAAUUUAUAGCAUAAAAUUAACUUAAUGAUAAGAUAUUAUCAGAUACUAAUAGAACUUCGUCUGUUUUAUAUUAUUAAUAAGUAAGGAUUAUGAAAAUAGAAGAAGAUUUGAUACAUGUUAAUAAAAAUAUUACUUCGAAUUAUGAUACAAUUUAAUGGUAUAAAACACAGAUAAUGAAUAAUCUAAUGAAAAUUUAUAAUAGAUAAAUAUAAAUUGAAUAUAAAGAAGAAAUUAAGAAAAAAUUAGUUGGAAAAAUUCAUGUUGAUUUAAAUGUUAAAGAGUUAGAAAACUUUGUAAUAAUUUAUGAUGAAUUACUCUCAAAAAAAUUUAAUAGAAAAGUAGUUAGAUAUAUUUAGAGUAUUACUUAAAAUGAUACAAUUAUAUGUGUGGCUGGUAUGAAAGUGGACAAUCCAGAAAUAUUAUUAGUAGUAGGUUGUGAUUAUUAAUAAGAGAUAUUUUAAUUCACUUAUCAUUGGUAACAUGCAAGAAAAAGUUCAUCAGGAGAUAUUUAUUGGUACAUGGCUUUUCCGGUUGCCUUUGGAUUUUCUCCAACAGAAGAUAUUUUUUUAACUUUAUGUGAUGAUUUGGAUCCAAAUGAUCAGAGAAGACUUAGUUAUUGGUUUGAAAAUGGUGAAGAUGGUGGAAGAAGAAUAGGUAACUAAACUUAAUUGAUAAACUCAAUAGAAUAUAAAAUGGUGAUGUAUGCUUUAUGA